Molecule: messenger RNA, 912 nt
Organism: Mytilinidion resinicola
Lineage: Eukaryota; Fungi; Ascomycota; Dothideomycetes; Mytilinidiales; Mytilinidiaceae
Exons: 1
Coding region: 105-623 (172 amino acids)
Source: RefSeq, a predicted model, not a curated record
CAGAGUACGGCCGCAAGAGCUGUCUGGCACAUUUUUCGGUCGAAGAAUUUCUGCUCUCUGGCUAGAGCGCACAUGUCCAGAUACAAAAAGCCAAUGCCAACAGUAUGAUGGCGGAAGCUUGUUUUGCUUAUCUGGCUAAGAUCUGCGAGCUUCUUCGACGGGAUGUUGAGCCCGAUACAGCUUUUUAUGUGUUGAGUUUUGCGCAUCAUGCCGCCAGCAACGUCAUGCACUAUGCGAGUGAGUCUGGAAAGACUCUCAGUCCUACGCUUGAAGGCCUAUUGCCGCAGCAUCUUGACACGAAAUUACCCUCGAAGUUUGUCUCGCCUCCAGGUAGUAGUAUCGGAACUGACAUGCUCCAAUCUGCGAUCUAUAUUGAUAAUAAGGAAAUUCUGGAAAGGAUAGUCAGUGUUGGAGGACAGCAUCUUUUGACGACCAAAGACGGGCAGGGAUGUUUCUCCGCUCCAUGGCGCAACGAGCACAGGGAGAGCGAAUGCCACCAAGGUGCUUCUCAAACAUGGAGCCGACGUGCAUGCGGUGGACAGAUACUACGGCUGGACUCCUCUCCAUAUCGCGUGCACCUGGUUUCCAUGCCGAAUAGAAAUAGCUCGAUAUCUCAUAACUAACCACGCCAAUGUCAAUGCCACAGACCGUGAUGGAGAUACACCAUUACUCCUAGUAUGCCGCAAUAAACAUCUCGUGGAAGCAAGGCAUGAGCAUGUCAACUUUGCACGGCUGCUGCUCGACUCUAAUGCCGAUAUCCAUUUCGUCAACAACAAGACAGGGAAUACGCCCCUUACCAACACUUGUCCAAUUGGCUGUAAGCCACUCGUAUCAUUCCUCAUAGACCGUGGCGCGGACGUCAACAUGUCGACGGCAAACGGGAGGACGGCACUACAAACCGCCGCAGCCUGU